Jatropha curcas is the source of this 2431-nucleotide messenger RNA. Its product is annotated as protein NUCLEAR FUSION DEFECTIVE 4. The record is from RefSeq and is a predicted model, not a curated record. Gene Ontology annotation, cellular component: membrane. NCBI's taxonomy places the organism in Eukaryota, Viridiplantae, Streptophyta, Magnoliopsida, Malpighiales, Euphorbiaceae.
UCCAUCCCAGCAACACCACUCCAAAUAUUUUUCUUCUUGUAUAUUUAAUUAGCUUAAAUAUUAUCUGUCUAAUCUAUGAAAGGCAAAAGACAGAACACCAACCUCUAAAAGCUCCAAAAUUUCAAAGAAAAGAUAUAUUUUUGAAAAUGGAAACACUCACCAUCAUAUAUCAUAAAUAGUAAUCUGACCCCAAAAAUUUAGUCGUUGCUAAAGAUACAGGGGUGACUUAAAAGUUAAAGCCUCCUAUAAGUAUCAUAAACCCCGUCCCUCUCUCUCUCCCUUCAAAUUUCUCUUCCAAAACAGUUUUUGUUUUGGUUUGGAAAUUUGAUUAAUCUCUUUUUUUUUUUUUGGAUACUUCAUCUUACAAAGCCAAAUGGUAGGGCAAUCAAGAAAAUGGAUGAUACUAGUAGCAACAACAUGGAUACAAGCAUUUACAGGGACAAAUUUUGAUUUCUCUUCUUAUUCCUCAACCUUAAAAUCUGUUCUUGGGAUUUCUCAGGUUCAACUGAACUACUUGGCUAUGGCUUCUGAUUUGGGAAAGGCUUUUGGUUGGUGUUCUGGUUUGUCUCUUAUUCAUUUUCCUUUAUGGGUUGUUUUGCUUAUGGCUGCUUUCAUGGGACUCUUUGGAUAUGGCCUUCAAUGGCUUGUCAUUGCCGGAAUAAUCUCUUUGCCCUAUUUUCUGGUAUUUCUGCUAUGCUUAAUUGCUGGAUGCAGCAUUUGCUGGUUCAACACAGUAUGCUAUGUUCUAUGCAUAAGAAACUUCACAGCCAACAGAGCAUUAGCAUUGUCACUCACCAUCAGUUUCAAUGGAGUUACUGCUGCCAUCUAUACUCUUAUUGCCAAUGCAAUAGACCCUGAUGCUAAUUCUAUUUAUCUCCUUUUAAAUGCAGUCCUCCCUCUGUUUGUGUCUGGUCUGGCACUAUUCCCUGUACUUAACCAACCACCUCCUCAGCAACUCCCCACUGAAGCCAACCGCCGUGACUCCUUCAUUUUUCUAAUCCUCAACAUUCUAGCCAUUAUCACUGGCCUAUAUCUUCUCCUCCUGAAUUCACUAUCCUCUGUUGCAUGGACAGCAGGUAUCCUUCUUGGAGGUGCUUUUCUUCUAUUAGCACUUCCCUUGUGCUUGCCUGGAAUUGUUUGUGCAAGGAACUGGGCUAGGCGUAUCAUUGACACAAGUUUCCACUCUGAUGAUUCGAGAUUCAAUCUGGUUGACACUGAUGAUCUAGAGCUUGUUAGAGAACUGAUUGAAAUUGAAAACAGUAAUGGCUCAAAUGAUAAUUCCUAUGGCAUGACAGAGAAACAGAAGUGCUUCAGUUGUUUUGAGAGGGUAAUCGAGAACGACAGGUUAACUAUGCUUGGUGAAGAGCACCCAGCCCGAGUGCUAGUGCGUAAAGUAGAUUUUUGGCUAUAUUAUUUUGCAUAUUUCUGUGGAGCAACCAUAGGGCUGGUUUAUAGUAAUAAUCUAGGACAGAUUGCACAAUCACUUGGAUACUAUUCGAAACUCAGUUCACUCAUCACCCUGUACUCUUCGUGCUCAUUCUUUGGUCGCUUGCUCUCGGCUGCUCCGGAUUUCCUGCGUGACAAGGUGUACUUUGCGAGGACUGGGUGGUUAGCAGUUGCUCUUGUGCCAACGCCAAUUGCUUUCUUUUUGCUGGUUGCAUCAGGCAGUGAGGCAGCGUUGCGUGCUUGCACAGCCAUGGUUGCACUAAGUUCUGGCUUUGUAUUUUCAGCAGCAGUGUCAGUAACAUCUGAGCUAUUUGGGCCAAAUAGUGCUGGAGUCAACCACAACAUCCUCAUCACCAACAUUCCCAUCGGGUCACUCCUCUAUGGUCUUCUUGCAGCUAUAGUGUAUGAUUCCAAUGCAGGAAGCACCAGCUUCCUGGAGACCCUGUUAGGGAAAGAAAUGGUAUGCAUGGGUAGGGAAUGCUACUUGAAGACCUUCAUAGCAUGGGGCUGCAUUUCAUUGGUAGGUCUAGUUUCAAGUUAUGUGCUUUUUCGGCGAACCAGACAUGCCUAUGACAAUUUCGAAAGGAGCCGGAAUUUGACUCAAUCCUCUUAACUGAGAAAUAUGCCGGGAUCUGAGUUCUUCCAAUUAGAAUUUCUAAAAGCUCAGAAGAAAGCACAAGUCACCUGGAUAACUUAUAAUUGGUGAAGUCCCCCAGCGUCGCGACAAAGAUCUAAGAUAGUAAAAUCAAAACACCUAUACACCUAGAAUGGGAGAGAUUAAGAGAGAGGGAUAGCUAUCCUUGUAGUAUACUGUAUGUGGAGUAAAGAAAAGUACUAAUACAGAUACUCUUUGAUUGAGAAAGAACAAACUCUAAGAACAUGCAAAUUAAAGGUGUGGAAAAAAAAAAAGGGAAGACACAAAUUUGAUACAGAUCAUGAAUAGAAAAUUCUUUCACUAUAUGUGAUUAUCAUUUUGCAGUGCUAA